GCUUAGUUAAGGAUCAUUACCUAAUUAUAAAUAAUUCUCCAAAAUGGAGGAUGACUGCAGCGAUGAUUACGACGAUGAGCACACGCAGCUUAUGCACGACGAGGAGACUAGAGAUACCAGUAGUGUGGUGGACCAGAAGAAGACUGUGGUUGCACAGGUUCCUGUGGUCUACAAUGUGGAAGGGGGCGGACAUACAAUUCUCUUUGCACAGCAAGUCACAGUGCAAGUUGGACAAAUGGGUCCUCCCCCAAGUUACACUCCGCAGUAUGGCGUAAAUGGGAACCCAUCUGAUAACCGUAACCGUGUCAUCAGAGUCUGGAGAUCAUGCAGGUGGCUUUUGUGCAGUUGCUUUAUCUUCUUGAUGAGCGUUGUAAUGAUCAUCCCUAUAGCUGUUGUUGGUGUGCUGUCAUGUACCACCCUCCUAUCAGGUUUUGCAAUCAGUGGGCUGGGUCUGGGUUCUAUAACUCUCAUUAUGUCCAUCGUCUGCUGUGCACACUGCUUCAAUCCGAAGGAUCCCACCGUGCAAUGCUUGUGUUGCUCAACUGUGUCAUUUCUUACCCUUGUAUUUUUGGCCACUUUGAUUGCAACAACUGUGUUUGUGGCCCUGGAUGUUAACUUCAUCAACGAAUCAGCUGGGCUUUGCCUCUCCACUGAAGUAGCUCCGGUUGUUUUGGGUUUUUCGUACUUUAUGCUACUGAUAUUUGGGCUCUUCAGUUUGUGGUCUAUUUAUACUUGCUGCAAGCGUGAUGUGAGUAGUGCUGCAGACACUGGAGUGAACUAUUUACUUUAAUAGUGUGGUAGCAGCUGUGUGUUCUGUGUCAACUAACAUUAUUAUUUGCUUGUUUAGUUAUCCCAUUUUAGAGAAAAUUAACUGAAACGAUGAA
Messenger RNA from Halichondria panicea, 884 nucleotides. RefSeq lists its product as uncharacterized. The coding region runs from base 44 to 790 and encodes 248 amino acids. NCBI's taxonomy places the organism in Eukaryota, Metazoa, Porifera, Demospongiae, Suberitida, Halichondriidae. The record is from RefSeq and is a predicted model, not a curated record. The transcript has 4 exons.